AUGGUCUUGAUACGAUCCGUUUUCCUCUUGAUCUAUGCAUCGAUUUGUUGUUGGUGGAUGUGUGGUGCUACUGCCAAAGAUGACUCCUCUUUCAAAGUGGGCGUGGGCAUUGGUGAUAUCACAGGCCCCACUGCCGAGAUCAUGAUGAUGGGAUAUGCUGAGCUGGGACAAACAGACAAGGGCAUUCUGCAACGCAUCUUUGCACGAGCCUUCAUUGUUGCCACUGAUACAGACCGCGUUGUCUUCGUCAAUACGGAUACCCAAUCCAUGGGCGACAUUGUCAAGAAGCGAGUGGUGAAGAAAUUACAAGAAUUGUAUGGCAACAAGGUGUAUACAGAGCAGAACGUAAUGCUUUCAAGCACUCAUUCCCACAGCAGCAUGGGAGGCUACUUGCAACAUGCUCUUUAUGAAAUCAGUGUCCUGGGAUGGAUUGAAGAAACCACAAAGCCUAUGGUGGAGGGCAUUGUCAAUGCCAUUGUUCGUGCCCACGAUCAUUUACAAAAUGGCAGCGUCACUGUCACUCGUGGUGAACUAUUGGAUACCAACAUUAACCGUUCGCCAGCCGCUUAUUUGCUUAAUCCCAAGGAGGAGCGUGCCGAGUACAAGUACGAUGUGGACAAAGACAUGACGUUACUUGGUUUCCGCGACACAGAUGGCAAUGGCCUUGGAUUACUGAAUUGGUUUGCUGUACAUGGUGUCUCGGUGAACAAUACCAAUCAUUUGGUCAAUGGCGACAACAAGGGUUAUGCUGCUUACGCUGCUGAAAAGCAUUACAAUCAUGGAAAACCAGGAAGCAGGGGAUCCUUUGUAGCUGCUUUUGCACAAGCAAACGAAGGCGAUGUCAGCCCUAACACCGAAGGCGCUUACUGCACAGGCACUGAUAUACCAUGCGAUGGUACGCGUGAAACGAAAUGCCCAGGCACAUCUACUUGUAAUGGAAGAGGACCUGGAUGGAAAAUAAGCGACCUUGAAUCCAAUCGUAUCAUUGGUCAAAACCAAGCUGAUAAAGCGAUCGAGCUUUUUGAUCAUGGUGACAAGCUCAUGACCCUAUCAGGACCCAUUGACUAUCGCCAAAAGUACUGGGACAUUAGCAAUGCAGUGAUUAAACGAGAAGAUGGGACCAAUGCAUCACUAUGCCCAGCUGCUAUGGGAUACGCCUUUGCUGCCGGAACAACGGAUGGACCUGCACUCUCUGUAUUUUAUCAGAAUACCACUCAUGGUAAUCCAUUCUGGGACCUUAUUGCUGACUUGCUCAAGAAGCCAAGUAAAAGGCAAGAAGAAUGCCAACAACCAAAACCCGUACUUCUCAAUACAGGCGAGAUCACCUUUCCUUAUGAAUGGCAGCCAAGUAUCAUUGACGUGCAGUUGAUACGCAUUGGGAAUUUCUUUAUUGCAGCUGUACCAUCCGAAAUGACCACCAUGAGUGGAAGACGUCUUCGCAAAGCUAUCAAAAAGGUGUUGAUUGAGCAGGGUGUGGGAAACAAUGACACUUUGGUCAUUCAAUCAGGCCCUGCAAAUUCGUAUGCGUCUUAUUGUGCAACUUACGAAGAAUACCAAAUGCAACGCUAUGAAGGUGCCUCGACACCUUAUGGACCACACACGCUGGAAGCUUACAUUCAAGUGUUUACCGAGCUGGCUACGGCCAUGGCCAAAAAUGAGCCAAUUCAAGAUUCCGAAAAGCUACCUGAUUAUACUGGCAAAGCAUUCAACUUGUCGCCAUCGUAUCCUGCCGACAAUAGCGGCGUGGGCAAAUCAUUUGGCGACAUUAUCAAGGAUGUAGAAACCAAGGAUGGCAACUUUUCACGAGCGGAUCACCCCGUAAUAUCAGCUACCUUUGUCGCUGGUAAUCCACGCAACAACGUCAAGUUGGAUGGUACAUUCUUGACGAUUGAGCAAAAGCAGCAGCAGCAGCAUGGCAACGACACGUCCUCGGUUUGGAAGGUGAUUCGAAACGAUCAUGAUUAUGAUACACGCUUUCACUUUUCUUACAAGGCCAAGCUCUUUGGAUUGUCCCAAGCCAAGAUUGAAUGGCAUGUCGAUGACAACGUAUCUGAGGGGACCUAUCGAAUUGGAUACUUUGGCCACCAUAAAAAGACGCUGACUGGUGAGGUCAAGUCCCAUCAAGGCUAUUCUUCCGAGUUUACCAUAGUACCAUGA
Messenger RNA from Lichtheimia ornata, 2157 nucleotides. RefSeq lists its product as uncharacterized. Gene Ontology annotation, biological process: long-chain fatty acid biosynthetic process; ceramide catabolic process; sphingosine biosynthetic process. Gene Ontology annotation, molecular function: N-acylsphingosine amidohydrolase activity. The record is from RefSeq and is a predicted model, not a curated record. The transcript is spliced from 11 exons. The coding region runs from base 1 to 2157 and encodes 718 amino acids. Lineage: Eukaryota; Fungi; Mucoromycota; Mucoromycetes; Mucorales; Lichtheimiaceae. Gene Ontology annotation, cellular component: extracellular region.